AUGCGCGCGGGCGCGCUAGUAGCAUUGGUCGCGCUGGCGGCGCUGCUGAUUCUGUCCGAUAUCACGGGGCUUGGGCCUGCGCGGAUGCUGCGCAAGGCGCCACCCCGCCGCCCAGCCCGCAUGCGGAUGCCGCAAGGCGCGGAAGUGAAACUUGCGCAAAAUUGGGCGGAGCUGGCGCAGGGGGAAUCGGCGCAGCGUCGGGGAUACGCGGACGCAACAGGCUCAGGCGGAAGAGGAUGGGCGUGGGGGAGCGGAACGGGAGGGGUAUGGGGAUGGGCGUGGGGCUGGGGGAAGGGGCGCGUGAAGUGGGGGGGGGAUGGCGCAAGCGGACGCGCGGAAGCGGGGUGGAUAGGCGGACCUGGCGGGGGGGACUGGGAGUGUACAUUCGCGGAAGGGGGGGAGUCGGGGUCGGAAGGGGGAGACGGGGGGGAAUCCGCGGAAGCGGAUAGAGAGAUUAAUGGGUGGACUUUAUCCUCGUUAGAAGCGUUCGCGAAGGAGAAUGGUGACAACGUGACUCUAACGAACGGAGAUCCCAACACGUGGAGUGACGAACGAGCGAGGGAGCUAGAAGCAAAGUAUUAUAACGGGAAGAAGAUCCCUUUUUGGCGAGAAUAUUCGGGAGAAGGGGAUAAGCGGAGCGGGGGAAUGGUUAUAGGGCUGAAUGAGAAAGGGCGACAGAUAUGGGGUUUGGCUCAGCUACGUGUGACUGCAGCGAAUGUGACUAUAAAGUACGAGAGGUUGGGGGGAGGACAAGGAGGAGGAGGAGGGGAAGGGGAAGGAGGAGGGCCAGGGCAGGAGGGAAGGGAGUUGAGGGAGGUUGGGGUGCGAUUUAGAGGCGCCACGUGGCGGCCUGCUGUUGGCCAGUGGCUGAAAGCGUAUGCAAACCCGUUACCAGCUGUGGCAGUGGAAUCGCGCUGGUUUUCAGAGCCAUGCCGCAAUGACUGCAGUGGCAGGGGUGUGUGCAAUCACGAGAGGGGCACGUGUCAGUGCCCUAUUGGUUACAAAGGCCCAGACUGCUCUCUCCUCUCGCCGCUCCUCUGCAACAUGCCUGCGUCCCCCAACGCCCCUCUGGGCGUGUGGGUGGUGUCUUCAUGCCCUCGUGGGGGCCUUUGUGACACCACAACUGCACGUUGUCUCUGUGGCAACGCCACGGCCUAUCCCACUCGACCGCUGUUUGGGCCGUGCGGGUUCAACACAGGGAAAGGAGACUGGUUCCUACACCCCAACAUCUCCAAAGUCCGCCUCACCUCUCCUAGCGCCAUGGGCUGGUGCCAAAUCGACCCUGCCCAAGCAGCUUCCGGGCAGCAAAAACUCGAGGGGGGCUCUCACUCUCUCUGCGCGUGCCCUGCGAGCCUGGGUGGUACGGCAUUGACUGCAGCGUGCCAUCCCAGGCCACAGCAGCAGCUCUGGCACUCACACGUUCCCUUUCUUGCACACAUAUGCCCUCUUUCCCCCUCACCUCCCUCCCCUCUCCCCCCAAUCCUCCAGUGCGAGCCUGGGUGGUACGGCAUUGACUGCAGCCGGCCAUCCCAGACCACAGCAGCAGCUCUGGCACUCACACUCUCAUCAAUAGGCGCCGCUGGUGGCAGUAAAUCGGGGGGAAUCUCCUCUGAUCUUCAUGGGGAAGGUCAUGGUGUGCUGCAGAGAGAACAUGAGGGGCAGUCUGGGCAGGCUGGGCAGGUUGUGCAGGCUGAAAAGGCUCAGCAUGCAUCGUUGCCUCUUCCCGAGUGGUUUGGGGCGUCUGCAGCAGACGGGGAAACGUGGGAGGAGGUGGAGCUCGAGGGGUCCGAGGAGGAGCAGAGGGAGGAGGAAGUGGGAGGAGCAGGAAAACCGGGGUCUAACGCAGUGGUAUCAGCGGCAACAAUGGCGUCUGUUUCCAGUGCCUCCAUGUCUCUCCUAGCCCCUCGACGCCGUCCAUUGAUCUACAUCUACGACCUGCCAGCAGAGCUCUCCUCGCACCCUUUCCAGGGCAGGCACAGCCGGUUCUAUUGCACCCCAUGGCUCUACGGCUUUCAAAACGAGACAGAUUUCAACCACGGCUGGCUGUACGGCCUAGAGGGGGUGCUGUUCGAGGGUCUGCUAGCCAGUGUGCACCGCACCAACGACCCCUGGCUGGCAGACUAUUUUUACGUGCCGCUGCCCGGUGCUUGCAUGACUGCCCGCGCUGAUGACUCGCCCGCCUACUCGAUGCUGGGCAAAUACCUAGUGCGCCGCACCAACCUAGUGGCGGACUUCUAUCUGCAGGCGUACCAUCACAUCCGCUCGCACUAUCCCUUCUGGAACCGCACAGGCGGGCGCGACCACAUUUGGGUGAGUGCUGUAUGGGGUGGGGGGGCAGAAGGAGGCGGCAUAGGAAACUCCAUGCUCUGCUACGCUCACUCCACCACUCUCCCAUCCCUUUCUCCUUUCUCCUUCCCUCCCGUCCCUUGCCUCCCCUCCCCUGUCUCCCCUCCUCCAUAUCCCCACCCCCAUCUCCCCUCCUCCAUCCUCCCUCCCUCAUCUCUCCCCCUCCUCUCCCCUGCAGCCCUUUGCAUGGGACGAGGGGGCACCCACCCCUGCUACGAUCCGCACAAGGAUGUGGUCAUGCCGGCGUUCAAGGGGCCCCGCAUGGACUUCUACCGCCGCCGGCUCUGGAAAAGGCCUCUCUCUGAUCGCCCCCUCCUCUUCUACUUCAACGGUCAGCUUGGGGCUGCCUUUGGUGGUCGCCCAGAGAAAGAUUACAGCAUGGGCAUUCGACAGCGGGUGGCGCACCUGUUUGCGUCCAUAGAGAACGUGAAUGGCAGCAAGGGCGAGUUGUGGGCUCCAGACGUGGUAGUCACGAGCAAGCGCAGCGAGGAUUAUUCCUUCAAUCUCUCCUCGUCGCGUUUCUGCGGGGUGUUCCCAGGGGACGGCUUCAGUGCGCGCAUGGAGGAUGCGAUGCUGCACGGGUGCAUCCCUGUCAUCGUGCAGGAUGGGAUUCAUUUGCCGUUUGAAAACUUCCUCUCGUAUGAGGAUUUCACUGUGCGGAUAGCAGAGGAGGAUAUAUCCAGCAUGAUCAGUAUUCUAAGGUCGCUCCCCACUCCCCGCGUGCAGCACCUAUGGGCAGGAGUCCAGCGCAUGUGGCAGCGGUGGGUGUAUCACGGAGUGAUGCGGCUCGAGGCAAAGCGACAGAGAGAGCAGCACGGGCAUCAUAUGGCCUGGGCAGAGGCACUAGAGGAGUGGAUCGAGGAGGACAGAGGCAGGGAAGAGGACAGGGUGGGUGGGGCUGGGGAGGAAAGAGAGGGUAUGGGAGGAGUAGGAGGAGGGGGAAGAGGAGGAGAAGAAGGGUGGAGGCGUGGCAGGGGUGACAGUGUGGUGGGUGUGCAGGAGGGGAGUUGGGUGGGGAUGGAAGGUGGGGUGGACAGUGUGGGGCCAAGGGGUGGGGUAGGAGGGAGAAUGAGGAAGAGGAGGAGAUCUGAUGAUGCCUUCGACACACUGAUGCAGGUGCGUGCUUGUGUGCAGUGGAGUGACUGUAUGCAGGUGUGUGUCUGUAGGGGUAUGGCUGCUCGCUGA
Messenger RNA from Closterium sp. NIES-65, 3531 nucleotides. The record is from the annotation of a GenBank genome assembly. NCBI's taxonomy places the organism in Eukaryota, Viridiplantae, Streptophyta, Zygnematophyceae, Desmidiales, Closteriaceae.